AUGGAGCAAGUGGAGGGCCAGGGGCCCCACACCAGGCCUUGGCGCGGCCUGGUGCUGCCCCGCGCCAGCACAUGGUGUGGCCAGCCUGUGGGUCCCGAUGAACAGCGCAUGCCCAGGGGGACGGGGUACCCUGCCGUCCACAGUGCACGCUCCUCGCCGACGAGAAGCCAACGGUGGCAGAAGCCGUUGGCAGCAGCGCCGUCUCCUUCGCAGUGGUCCAUGGCGAGGGUGCUAGUGCUGGAGAAGAUGGAGGAGGGCGACGGUUUGCUCGGCGAGGAUGAAGCUGUGGCUGGCUGGAAUGAGAGCGGCGGCCUCAAAGCUGAAGUUGGUCGGCAGUGCAGGCGCCGGCCGGUGGCUAUCAACGGCGGUGGAUGGGAGGGGAAGAUUGCCCUGAUAACAGGAGGGGCUAGCGGGCUCGGCAAGGCAACGGCUCACGAGUUCAUCCAGGAGGGCGCAUCCGUUGUUCUUGCCGACGUCAAUUCCCAGCUAGGCCUGCAGACAGCUGAGGAGCUUGGCCCGCAUGCUCACUUCAUCCACUGCGACGUUGCCGUCGAGGACAGCGUCGCGGGAGCCGUCGACGCCGCAGUGGCCAGGCACGGCCGGCUCGACGUCAUGUUCAACAGCGCAGGCGUAGCGGGCUCUCUGUCCGGCACCUCGGAGAUGGCGAGCCUGGACCUGGGCCAGUUCGACAGUGUGAUGCGCGUGAACGUGCGCGGCACGCUGGCGGGGAUCAAGCACGCGACCCGCGUCAUGGCGCCGGCGUUCUCCGGCUCCAUCCUCUGCAUGGGGAGCAUCAGCGGCCUCAUGGGCGGGCUCGGCUCCUACCCGUACUCGGCGUCCAAGCUCGCCAUCGCCGGCGUCGUCAGAACCGCCGCCGCGGAGCUCGCGCGGCACGGCGUCCGCGUCAACUGCAUAUCGCCGCACGCGAUCGCGACGCCGAUGGUGGUGCGGCAGUUCGCUGAGAUGCUCGGGGGCGCGGAUGAGGCGACGGUGGCGUCCAUCGUCGCGGGCCUCGGUCAGCUCAAGGGCGCGACGUGCGAGGCGGUGGACGUGGCCAGGGCGGCCGUGUACCUCGCGUCGGACGACGCAAAGUACGUGUCCGGUCACAACCUGGUGGUGGACGGCGGGUUCACCACCUACAAGUACAUGGACCUGCCGUUGCCCACGCCACAGGAGUGA
This is a messenger RNA of Lolium rigidum, 1179 nucleotides long. Its product is annotated as momilactone A synthase-like. Gene Ontology annotation, molecular function: oxidoreductase activity. The transcript has 3 exons. The record is from RefSeq and is a predicted model, not a curated record. The coding region runs from base 1 to 1179 and encodes 392 amino acids. NCBI's taxonomy places the organism in Eukaryota, Viridiplantae, Streptophyta, Magnoliopsida, Poales, Poaceae.